Molecule: messenger RNA, 1495 nt
Organism: Pseudoliparis swirei
Lineage: Eukaryota; Metazoa; Chordata; Actinopteri; Perciformes; Liparidae
Product: beta-1,3-galactosyltransferase 1
Exons: 2
Coding region: 246-1385 (379 amino acids)
Cellular component (GO): membrane
Molecular function (GO): N-acetyl-beta-D-glucosaminide beta-(1,3)-galactosyltransferase activity
Source: RefSeq, a predicted model, not a curated record
UUGAACCUCCCAGGGGCCGGCGGGCAGCAGCGAGCAGCGGAGGGCCCUCGCCACAGAGAUGAAGGAUCUGGGAUCGAACGCCAGGUCACAUGAUUUUAAAAUGUUUGUUCUGCCGCAGGAGACGAGGGGUGACCCUCGCUGAGUCUCCCGGCCGGCGAGCCGUCAGAGAGACGGCUCUUCACAUCGAUGAUUACACAGCAGGUUUGGUUUAAAGGCCGACAAUCAACGUCUUGGAGAUUGUGGAUAUGCUGGAAAAUAUUCAAAGCCCGGGCGCCGAGGAUGCUGGGAAACCGCCGGACGGCGGGAGGUGGUGCUCUUCCUCGCGCCUCCGCCUCGUCUUCGUCCUCCUGGUGCUGGCGGUGGUUUUGUUCUUCUACAACACGAACAUGAAGGACUUGCUGCCCGCGUGGAACCCGGCGAAGUGGGGGCUGGCGUCCGGCGGCCAGAGACACGGCGUGCCCCCCCCCCAACCGAGGGCCCCCCCCGCCCGGCCUAAACCGAACGAGACCGGCCCGACUCCGCCCCCUUAUCGAUCUCCGGGCCCCUACCUGGUGGAAUACCCCUCCGAGUACCACUUCGUCAUCAACGAGCCGAAGACGUGCGAGCGGCGCAAGCCUUUCCUGGUUCUGAUGGUUCCCGUGGCGCCCGACGACAAGGCCCACCGCAACGUCAUCCGCAGCACCUGGGGCGGCGAGCGCGAGGCGCUGGGCCGAGCGGUGGCGCUGUUCUUCCUGAUGGGGCUGCACGCCGCCCCGCGAGCCGGAGCCGGGGCGGCGUGGACCAACGAGCGGCUGCUGCGGGAGAGCCGCGAGCACGGCGACCUGAUCCAGAGCGACUUCCUGGACUCCUACAAGAACCUCACCAUCAAGACCAUGGUGAUGCUGGAGUGGCUGGACGCGCACUGCCCCGGCGCCGCCUACGCCAUGAAGGUCGACACCGACAUGUUCCUCAACCUGCCCAAGCUCGUCGGCAUGUUGGCGAGCGCCCCGAGGACCGGCUACAUGACGGGCCAGGUGCAGGCCGGCGCCGCGGUCCACAGGUACCGGACGUCGAAGUGGUUCCUCCCGGUGGAGAUCUACCCGGCGGCGAGCUUCCCCCGCUACGCUCUGGGCAUGGGCUACGUCUUCUCCCUGGACCUCGCCGAGAGGCUGCUGGAGGCCUCCAGGCACGUCAGAGCCGUCUACAUCGAAGACGUGUACCUGGGGAUGUGCAUGAGCCACCUGGGCAUCGGCCCCACCGACCCGCCCAGCUGGAGCUACUUCCAGGUGGAGCCUCAGAGGUACAGCCGCUGUGCUUACUCGCAGCUCGUCGCCAUGACUACGCACCCGGCGGACGAUCGCUUGGGGGUCUGGGAAGACUUCAAGAGGCCGGGUCAGCACUGCUGACCUGCCGACACAACCACGGCUGAAGAAGGACUUGAUGUGUUGAGUGUUGAUUUAUAUUUAUAUAAAGUUUUAAAACAUUUGUAAUAAAGUCAAUAUUUUAUAUUCAUGUU